GCUGGAACGAAGAGUUCACGCAAGUGUUCAAAGGGAUGUCUCGAAAGGAUGUGGGACUGCGAUGUAUCCUGAAUCAACGAGGACUGUAGAGCACCUUCUGACCUGCCUCCUGCAAUGAACCAUGGCGAGAUACACCUACAGCCUUCGCGACGGAUCAAGACGAUGUAUAGAAGCAUGAUAAGCUUGCUUCAUCACCAUUUUGUCGCAUUAUGGCGGCCUAUGUGGUGCAUAAGGUCGCUCAAGCUGUCUUCAAUCAACUUGAACCACAGCAGUAUUACGUCGAUAUAGCGCAGUCCGGCUGCCAUUGGCUCCUUCUACCGUCACAUUAUGCUUCUUGCCCCUUUCGCCAUCGCCUCUCCAACCACCGCAUCGUGGCAGCACGAGAUCCCAUUAUUCAAGCUGGUCAAGCAGAGGUCACCAGCGCAACCGUCGUGGCAGAUCCUAACAGAGAUGACUUAUUAGAAUGUCCAAAUAGAAACAGGAUUGAUUCUAAAGAAGAGUCAGCCUGUGACGUUCAAACGAUGACAUUACAAUUUCAUAGGCUAAAAUACAGUCCGAGCUGAAGAUGUGGAAGCCUUGAGUAUUCAUGAAUAUUCAAGCUCGCGUAAAGCUUGUCUCUUCCUAAUACUGUACUAGCUAUGCCGUCGACUUUUCAGCAAGGAUGCAAGAGUUUUGCUUCCCAACUAUGUAAAAAAUCUGACGCCUUGUC
Messenger RNA from Somion occarium, 709 nucleotides. NCBI's taxonomy places the organism in Eukaryota, Fungi, Basidiomycota, Agaricomycetes, Polyporales, Cerrenaceae. The record is from the annotation of a GenBank genome assembly.